Molecule: messenger RNA, 1452 nt
Organism: Colletotrichum orchidophilum
Lineage: Eukaryota; Fungi; Ascomycota; Sordariomycetes; Glomerellales; Glomerellaceae
Exons: 1
Coding region: 1-1452 (483 amino acids)
Molecular function (GO): protein binding
Source: RefSeq, a predicted model, not a curated record
AUGGAACUCAAGGACACCCCCAACGAGAUCCUUAACCUUAUCAUUGGCCACUUGGUCGAACUGAUUGACCUCAGCCAUGCCGAUGAUACUCGGGAAAUCCAUAGGGACCUUCUCUCCGCCCGCCUCGUUUGCCGACAAUGGAACUCCCUAGCAACUGGGCACCUGUAUCAUACCCUAAAGCUAGCUCCUGCAGGAACCGUCGACGAUAACGAGGAUGUAUUCAAAGACUGGAAUACGAUUCUCGAUCUCGACGCCGCCCGGAAUGCUGCCCAACGCGUCAUCAUCCAGAGCUGUCCUGGGGAACUAUCGACGAACAUGGAUUACGGGGACUGGAAAGGGUGGAAAGACGGAGAACACCCUGCCUUUACUUCGGCCAUUCGUCGCAUCACACAGCUGCCCAACGUCAAAGCUAUCGAAGUGCACUUCAGCAAGAAUUGCAAGGGCCAAAUUGGAGGCUGGGACGACGACUUUGAGCCCACCGAGACCCGCCUACUAACACUCAAGGCAGUCUUCGAAGCCAUUCGGGAACGUGCGGCGCACUCCGACGCUGGAUUCAGGUGCCCCAUUCGAUCGUUGACGAUUCGAAAUCUUCAAAACAUGCCGCAUCAAGAAUUCAUCGACUCUAUUCUUUUCAAAGACGUUGCCAAGAAGGUCGACGGCCUACACCUUUUAAUCACAGAGGAGCACAACGAAGACGGUCCCGACCAUGACUUCUUCGUCCACGAGCGCCUAGUGUACGAAAGCCACUUGCAGACACAAAUUCUUCCCCACUUCGAGGCCAACCUCACUGCCUUGACCUUGAGUUUCCAAGAUCCUUGGGGCACCAUGCCGGGAUAUUUUGACGGAGCAGGCCUGAGGUUUCGUUAUCUCAAGACCCUGAACCUGGCCAACUUCGUCAUCAGUAACAACUACCAUUUCGACUGGGUUCUCUCACAGACCGCGUUGACAACUCUGCGUUUGGACAGCUGUUUUAUUCUUUCCUACAUCCGCACUAACACCACAUACACCAAGAAAUGGAGUCUCCACACUCAAGACUGGCAUCAUUUGCCCAUCGGCUCGUACGACUUCUCUGACGACGAUGACGACCUGUACAGCUUCGAUGGCACAUGGGAGACUAUCUUUGACAGUAUUUGCGACAACCUCCUCUAUCUCCAAGACUUUCGCUUUGAGGAAACUGGCAAUGGACUUAACUUCCUCCGUCCGUCGAGAAUUGGGACCGUGCUGUAUCCGAAUCGAUACACUACUUUCGACAUAGGACUCCUUCCUAGUCCUUGGAUUGAGUCAGAUAGGGUCACUGGUGAGAUGGAGUUUGGGGACAAUGAUCCGAGCGUCGCUGAGGAAGGCAAUGAUGAUCGGGUCAGAAGUAACCUGAACCGCUCCGAAGAGACGAAGCAGGGCGACACCAGGGCAUUCAGAGAUCUUCUCCAAGCUUGCCGUGAAAAUGCUGAUUAG